This is a messenger RNA of Eublepharis macularius, 5334 nucleotides long. It is a transcript of the gene MEAK7, whose product is annotated as MTOR associated protein, eak-7 homolog. Gene Ontology annotation, biological process: TOR signaling. The coding region runs from base 130 to 1539 and encodes 469 amino acids. The transcript has 8 exons. NCBI's taxonomy places the organism in Eukaryota, Metazoa, Chordata, Lepidosauria, Squamata, Eublepharidae. The record is from RefSeq and is a predicted model, not a curated record.
UGGAGCGCCGCUGAGGGAAGCAGCCGCCAAGCGAGGAGGCCCGAAAUGCUGAGGGAAGGGGCGGGCCCUGUUUGAAUAUUAAAGAGGAGGCGGGGCGUGUGUGCAGGAUUCUGGCAUCUGCUGGAAAAGAUGGGCGGUGGGGAGAGCAGCUUGUACCAGAAGCACCUCUCAAGGUUUCUCCCGGAUGAACUCGCCGACAUCGAGGGAGUGUUUGACGCUUUAUCUGGGUCGGAGGAGUCCGUCGAAGCAAAGAGUGGGAAAACCGCAAAGAGGACUGUGACUCUGGCAAUGUUGAAGGCGUACGUCAAGGAAGCGCUGCCCGAAUCAAUGCUAGUUAGGCUCUAUGAUGGUAUGAAAAGUGUCAAAGCGUUGGAGAAGACCUCUGGUCCCAAAGACCAGGUGGGAAAAGAACAGUUUGUGGUUUUCAUGGCGGCGCUCACCAAAGGCUACGCUGAGGAAAAGAGCGACCUCGUCAUGAAGAUGGUAUCGAAGGCAGACGGGACUGUGAAGGGAAGUCAGAUCCGAGAGUUUGCAGAAGAUCUGAUUGGCUCUCUGGUUCACGUCCUGAAGUACAGGAAUGCGCUGAAGGGCUGGAAUGUGAAGAACACCCAAGAUCCGACUGCUGGCAUCAGGGCUUUGGCCUCUCAGUUAAUGUCUGAACUGAAACUCACAGAUGGGGAAAAGAUGGGGGGAGCUCAGAUCCCAGAUGCCGUCUGUGAUAAAAGCAGCCUUGAAGACUGGAUGUUUCGAGUUCCCCACGUCUCCGCGUUCCUCAACGUGAUUGUCCGGCAGGGGCUGCUGGUCUUGCAGUCUCUCCCAGAUCGAGCUGACGACGCCCUCCACCUGCUUCCCAGAUGCAAAGGUGUCCGAGGCAACGACUUUGCCAGUCUGCUGGACAUCCCAUCCAUCAUCUACCUCAAUUCCCACCUGCCUUCGGAGGUCCAGCACCAGUGGCGGCUGCUCUUUGCCUCUCGGCUCCACGGAGAGAGCUUCACGCAGCUGUUUGGACAUAUCGUGAACAAGGGCCCCUGCCUGCUCAUCUUGAAAGACUCAGACGGCUACAUCUUCGGUGGCUUUUCUUCAUGUUCCUGGGAAGCCAAGCCACAGUUUCAAGGUGACAGCAGGUGCUUUCUCUUUUCUGUGUCUCCCUCGCUCGCCGUGUUCACUUGCACUGGCUACAACGACCACUUCAUGUACCUGAAUCAUGGGCAGCAGACGAUGCCAAAUGGGCUUGGCAUGGGUGGCCAGCAUGACUACUUCGGGCUUUGGAUAGACAGCGACUACGGGAAAGGGCACAGCAGAGCCAAGCCCAGGUGCACCACGUACAACAGCCCGCAGCUCUCAGCUCAGGAGAACUUCUCUCUGGACGCCUUGGAGGUCUGGGCAGUGGGAGAUCCCCCGGAAAGCGACACCGCCGAAAAAGGAAAGAAGAGCAUUCUAGAUGCAGACCCCGAGGCCCAGGCCUUGCUUGAGAUGAUCGGGAAGAGCCGCCAAAGCGAAGGAUUGCGACAGCCGGUGGAGGAGGAGGAAGAUAACUGAUGGGGAAGCUCGUCCGUGACAUCGAGCAAGGAGUUUGGGAGCUAGCAAGCUCAGCUUUCUGUUUGGCACAUUUCUAAACUACACAAUUCUAGUGUUGUGGGUGCCGCGAAUAGGACGUGGCCUGGCUGGAGGACUGAUUUUUGUGCACGUUGUGAUGGAAUGUUGUUGCUGGCAGGUAGGGGGUGCAUGACUGAGGCAGCCAGCCCGGUUCUUGGCCGUAAAGGAUAAAGGUGGUUAUGAAAUGAUUUCCCCGCCCCCCAUUUUGCUUGCUUAUUCACUCACCUUGUUUUUGAGUGACCUGAAGUCUUUUUAAAAAGCAGUUUUUAUGAUAAAUAGAUUGGAGGGGGGGGGCAUUUGUUUUCAUAACCCAGAAGGAUAUCUGCUACCUGCCCUUCAUGAGAACUGAAGUAGAGUUUGUUGAACUUUAUAGGGAUGAUUCAACUUGCGGUUGUUGACAUUCAGUAAUUUGAGUGUGAAUGAUCAAUAGUUGGAACUUUUAUAUUUGGGGGUUUGGUAUUUCCUUCCUUCUCUUUCUUGCUGUCCUUCCUUCCUUUCCCUUUCCCUUUCUUGCUUUCUUCCCCUAACUCCCUCCCUCCCUCCUUUUCUGUGUACAAAAAAAAGUAUGGAGUAGGGAAAGAGGAGACAGAAUCCCCCCUGUUCCUCCUGUGUUACCAGAACUCAGUAGGUUGGCAGGCAAUAGACCGAGGACAGACAAAAGGCAGUACUGCUUCACUCGGAGGGUAAUUAGCAUGUGGAAUUCAUUGCCACAAGAUGUAGUGACGGCCAGUAGUUCAGUUAGCUUCUAGAGGGAGUUAGACAAAUUCAUGGAGGCCCAUCAGUGGGUCCUAUUAGCUGUGAUGACUAACUGUAGACUCCGUGUUCAGAGGCAGAAGCUUCUGAAUUGCCUGUGCUAAGACCAGUAAGAGGGGGAAGGCUUUGGCACCUGUUCGCUGCUUGUGCUCCUUCCCAGGGCAUCUGAAUGGCCACUGCGGGGCCACUCUUACGAUCCAGGAGGUACUGAGUUCAGAUUUUGCAUUCAGGAACUCACUGGGUGCCCUUAAGCAAGCCAUACACUCUCAGCCCCCUCCCCUUCUGCAGUAAUAUUGUCCUACCUUACAGGGCUGAUGUAAAGAUUGCAACACAAUAAUGGUGCAAAGCAUUUUUUAAUUAAGGCCCUCUGCAGGUGCUAAGAAUUAUUAUUGAAUUGGGCCACAAAAUAGCAAAUGAACAAUUUUUGCUCCCUUCUUGAAGUAUAGAAACUAGGUUUAUAAAAAAAACAAACCCACACACAGCAGUAUCGUUCCUUUUUGGCCUCAGAGCCCACCCAGCUGGAGGAAGAGAACAUACGGAACGGACAAGCCCUCUCUUGCAGGAAAUGGUAGGCCAGGAAAGCAAAAGGCUCGCUGGAGGCUUUGGUUUGGUUGCAUGGUCAUAAUUUCUGAACUUGAAUGGCAGUUGAAUCCCGAAGUUGAACUCUGGCCUUCAAAGGCUAGCCCAUGCCGCUGCCCUGGUGAUGCCACCUUUGGGGGGACUGUUUCUCCAAGCUUCCUUGCAAUAAACGGAGCCAACACCGAAUUCUCCCAGAAAUGUGCUGAUCCUCCUCAUGAGUCCCUUCCAUGUUGUCUUGCAAAAGCCACGUGCUUGUUCAAAAAGCCGGAUUCCAAUGCAUGCUUAUAGGAAGUCGGCCUCGUGGAAUUCAAAGGGUAGGUGUGCGCUUACUUUCAGGUAACCGUGCCUGGAAUUGUGAGAAGGAAUCCAGGCACACUCAGGGUGGGUGGUCGUUGUGUUUGUAGCUGAUUGUUUAGCAUAGAAUUUAUGGGAUCCUAAUCCAAAACAGCAAAAGAAAAAAAUCUAAGAAUCAGAGCUCGGUAUUUAAAGUAGCUAAUUUUUAUCCUGUAAUCUCUCUUUUUUUACCAUGAAGUCAAAAAUGAGUUAUAGCUACUCAUCAUGGGCUUUUCAAAGCAAGAGAUGAACAGAGGUAGUUUGCCGUUGGAUGCUUCUGUGUAGCAACCCUGGACUUCCAUGGUGGUCUCCCAUUCAAGUAUUAACCAGGGCUGACCCUACUUAGCCUCCCGAGAUCUAAAACAAUGGGGCUAGCUUGCACUAUCUAGGUCAGGGCAUGAUGUAUUUAGUCAAUAUCUACUCUGGCUAGCAUCCAACCUCUACUUUGAGGGGUGGGGGGAACAUUAUUUUCUAGGCUUAUUGCUUAUGAUCUUUCUCCAUAUGACAGGAACCAGAGAGGGCAUGUAAAAGAACUGUGUUCCAUCACUAAAUCCGUAUUCCUCCCCUCUGUGGAACAUGCCUCUUGAAACUGGUUUCCCCUCCUCUUCAAACAGCCUUGCUAAAAUCAACUUUGUGCAUUAAACGUAUUGAUCUUGUUGAGCCUAUGGGCACUUCUGGAAUUUUUCGGCAUAGACACCACCACAAAAUUGCUGCCAUAGAAGAUGAGGGCUAAUCACAGAAAGGUUGCCAUGUAUGGGGGAAGGACAGUCCCAAAGUGUUGGGACCUUCUAAGCCAAGCAUCUUCCCAUUACAGACACAACCUCUUCUAUAUGGCUGUUCUCUGUAGGCCCAAAAAGCUUUCCAGAGAUCUUCUGAAGUAUCUAGGACUGGCAAUUCACUUUGGAAAGAGAUGUUUUGGAGAAGAGGCAAGAGAGUGCAGUUCAAGAUCACUGAAACAGAGAGAGGGAAGAUCAAAGGAGGGCUCAGCCAGAGGAAGAUUUCCAUCUGUUUUUUAAAUGUGAAAGGAAGUGGAUGGCAUGAUAAGAGCUACCUGUCCGAGCCAAGUCUUGCCCACUUGUGGCCAUGAACGGGGGUGGGGGGUGGGGACUGUGCCCUCAGAGCGAGUCAGAUUCCUUUAGACCCACGUAAAGAACAAAGGAGGAAGAUCAAAGAACUGCUGUUUCUUAAGAGUUUUACUGCCAGCUUCCCUAAGUGUAGGAAGCUGAGUGUAAACGUGGGCAGGGUGACAGAUGUGUCUUUUGAUCUCCUUCCAAUCAACUCCGGCGGCAUCACAGUAGCGUUUCUGUCUUUUAUCGAUUGAACUUUAUUUCUAGGGAGUCAACGGUGAACUCUCUUUGAAUAAGCGCAGCAUCCACGUGCCUUUAUGAUUUUUUGUAAGUACUAUACUAGAUGCAUUUUACCAAGGGCAAAAUCAUGAUUGCAUAGACAGCCCUACUUGCCAUAGACCUUUGGACCAGAUACAUACAGGUUGUGUUCCCUGUGUGAAUAAUAUUUCAAGCUUAUCUGUCUUGAAACGUCUGUGGUGUAGUGGUUCGAGUGCCAGACUAGAGCAGGCAAGAUGCAAGUUCAAGUCUCCACUUAACCAUGACACUCACCCGGUGAACUUAGGCCAGUCGCUUGCACUCUCAGCCUAACCUACCUCACAGGGUUGGAGGAUAAAAUGAGGGGGGGGGGAGAACUGUGUUCACCACCAUGAGAUGGUAAGAGAAAGGGGGGAAUAAAAAUGUGUGUGACAGACAUAGAAACUUUUAGUCAUGGAGGGGGAUAGUUGAUAAUAACAACAAUAAUAAUAUACUCCCCAUCUGGACAGAUUCGCGCCCACUCAGAGUAGUAAACAAGAUCAGUGUUGUUAUUUAUCCCCACAAUACAGCUGGGGAGCUGGACUGAGAGGAGGGGCUUACCUGGGGCCACCUGCUGAGCUCAUGGCAGUCGUGGGAGUCAAAUCAGCAGAGUGCUGAUGCACAGCCCAGCCACUUAACCACUCUGCUAUAGCAGCACUAUGCUACUGUUGAAAAAUGUGGAGAGCUGAGGCUCAGGAUGGAAAUCCUGUUA